Molecule: messenger RNA, 1014 nt
Organism: Ipomoea triloba (trilobed morning glory)
Lineage: Eukaryota; Viridiplantae; Streptophyta; Magnoliopsida; Solanales; Convolvulaceae
Exons: 2
Coding region: 1-765 (254 amino acids)
Biological process (GO): DNA integration
Molecular function (GO): nucleic acid binding
Source: RefSeq, a predicted model, not a curated record
AUGGUUACCAAAUGGCCCCAAAGAGUAGAAUCUCAAAGAGGCAAAGAGGAGAAACAUCCCAACAAGCUCAAAACCCUCCUCAAGUCCAACGGUUUGAAACUUUCAACACCCNAUGGAGUUCAUCACCGACUUGCCACUCCUUAUCAUCCUCAAACUAGUGGCCAAGUAGAGCUUUCUAAUAGAGAAAUCAAAUCAAUUCUUGAGAAAGUUGUUAACCCGUCAAGGAGGGAUUGGGCCACUAAACUUGAUGAUGCACUUUGGGCAUAUAGGACUGCAUACAAGAACCCAAUCGGGACUUCACCAUUCAAACUUGUUUACGGGAAAGCAUGCCAUCUUCCCGUAGAGUUGGAACACAAAGCACACUGGGCAGUCACAACUCUCAACAUGGAUUUAAAACUUGCGGGUGAAAAGAGGCUCCUUCAACUCAAUGAGUUAGAGGAAUUCAGACUUGAUGCUUAUGAGAAUGCCCAAAUUUACAAGGAAAAGACUAAGAAAUGGCAUGACAAGCACAUUCUCAAGAGGGAGUUUGUUUCCGGUGAUAAAGUCCUUUUGUUCAACUCAAGGUUGAAACUAUUCCCAGGGAAGUUAAGGUCUAGAUGGUCGGGACCUUAUGAGGUUGUUCAUGCAUAUCCAUCUGGAGCUGUGGUGAUUCGAGGAAAAAAUGGAGAUUUCACCGCAAAUGGCCAAAGAUUGAAACAUUACCAUGAUGACACCAAGAUUGAGGCUAAAGUGGCAAUUAGCCUUUGUUCCCCAACCUACACCUGAAAGAGAAAAGGGGUCGAGCUCACGACCUUAAACGAGCGCUUCUUGGGAGGCAACCCAAGUCCUUUUAAUUUAUUUUAAUUGCAUUUUGCUUUUCUUCUAGUUUUUGUGCUAUUUUUAUGUUUUUGUGUUUUUAGUUGAUAAUUGCGUAUUUAUAAAGUCCUUGAGCCUAAUUUUGUUUCUAGGUAUGUUUUUGGAGUGAAAUCUUGCUUGGAUAAUAAUUGUGUUGUUUGGAGUUUCUUUGCAUUUAUU